Molecule: messenger RNA, 2360 nt
Organism: Cucurbita moschata (crookneck pumpkin)
Lineage: Eukaryota; Viridiplantae; Streptophyta; Magnoliopsida; Cucurbitales; Cucurbitaceae
Product: nuclear transcription factor Y subunit A-1-like
Exons: 5
Coding region: 959-1933 (324 amino acids)
Biological process (GO): regulation of transcription by RNA polymerase II
Cellular component (GO): CCAAT-binding factor complex
Molecular function (GO): DNA-binding transcription factor activity, RNA polymerase II-specific; RNA polymerase II cis-regulatory region sequence-specific DNA binding
Source: RefSeq, a predicted model, not a curated record
CCACUGCGCGCAGAGAGGGGAGAGAUAGAGGGGGAGAGAGAGAGAGUAAUGGAGCUGAGCUAGGAAAUCAGAGCGACUUGCGAAGCUAAAGCUUUCCUAGGGUUCGAUCGUCUGUUUCACAUCACAGUUGUAAGUUAUUUUUCCUGCAAUUUGCUUUCACUUCUCACUGAUUUCGCUCCUUACAAUCGGAAUUUUGAUCGGAGUUUGGUUUCCUUAAGGCUCCAUUUCUCUCGAGAAAUUUGUGCUUGGUUUUCAUCUACAAGCGACGGAAUCAUGAUAUUUACGGAAAACACUAGGAAUUUUGAGUUUAUGAAUGAGUAGAACAGAGAAAUACUGUUUGUUUGUUAGUUUUUUUUUUUUCCCUAAUUUUUCUCUUAACUUUUAGUUUAUUUGCUGCAUGAUUUUCGGCAACCAGAGAAAUAUAUCUAUAGAGCCUCUGUUUUGGAUCUAUGGAAAUUGCAGAGGCUGAAGUUUGUAUAGUCUGUUUUGGAUGUAUAUCUCUUGAUAUCUUGAAGCCCUGUAAUGUAUUGUAGAUGAGUUAUAUGAAUCUCUGAUGAGUUUCUGUCCACAUUGAAUGAUCAUCCGGCAUUCAGGAGCUCUUUCAAUGAUUUUGAGAUGCCAGGAAUUUCGGGUUGCUUUGCUUAGGGUUAUAGAACUAGGCAAGUGUGAAAUCACACAUCGGUUGGGGAAGAGAACGAAACAUUCUUUUUAAGGGCAUGUAAACCUCUCCGUAGUAGAUGCAUUUUUAAAACGUUGAAGGAAGCCCAAAAGAAAAAUCCAAAGAAGACAAUAUUUGCUAGCGGUGGGCUUGGGCCGUUACAGUAAGAUCGUGUCCUCCCUAUUGUUUAACAAUAAUUUAAACCCACUUUGGAGAAGGCUCGGACUUUUUUUAGAGCAGCCCCAAACCAUGGAAUCGGUGUGGUAUAAGUAGAAGUGAUUUAUAUUGUUUUUGUUUCUAAUGUUCUUCCUUUUGGGGUGGCAGAACAAGUUUCAAACAAUGCCCUCAAAACCAGGAAUUGUAGAACAAGAAGUUGCUGAUGGGGCGAAGUAUUUGCUGCAAUCAACCAAAUACUCUGAGCCUUGGUGGCAUGGCGUUGGAAACAAUACCAUCACUGAUGAAGAUGCUACCAAAACAUCUUCUGCUGAAUACCUGAACGUUACUGUUACCAGUGCAGCUAUGCUUUCACAAGCAAAUGAUGAAAAUACUGGGAAAGAAGUCCAGCAUCUCAAGUACAUUCCAUUUUCGACAUCCCCAUCCGUGGGCGAACGCCUAGAUCCAAAUUCCCAGAUGGAACUUGUUGGCCACUCGAUUGUUUUGACAUCAUAUCCUUUUUCAGAUGCACAAUGUUGUCAAAUGCUGACUUCAUAUGGACCACAAACAACGUUACCUCAUUUUUAUGGACUUCACCAUGCUAGGAUGCCGUUACCCCUUGAAAUGGAAGCAGAGCCUGUUUAUGUGAACGCAAAGCAGUAUCAUGGUAUCCUGAGGAGAAGACAGUCGCGUGCCAAAGCUGAGCUUGAGAAGAAAGUGAUAAGAAGUAGAAAGCCGUAUCUUCAUGAAUCCAGACAUCUCCAUGCUAUGAGACGAGCAAGAGGCAGCGGAGGACGUUUCCUGAAUACCAAAAAGCCGAACAGUGUUAUUUCCAAUAAAACUAUGGAGGAAGACAUCAAUUCUGGUAUCAACCAUGUAUCAGAACCUGUCAGUGAGGGUGGAUCAAAUUACAUGGUGGCUAAUGAAAAUGGAAUGAAGGAUACACUUGAUGAUCAACAAAAGGAGGACAAAGAGUUCAUGCCUCAAAAUAUGCAGAUAACACACGCUUUCUUCAAUGGUGGAAAGUCGAAUGGCCUUGGUUUAUCCACAUACAAUUCAAAACUUGCUGAUGAAAGCAUGCAGGUGAAUGCGGCUCCACAGAGGGCCAUCCCCAUCAAGUGAAAGUUUCUUGAUGGGAAUGGGGCUUCCUUCUCCAACGCUGUUUAACCAGUUUCACUGCAAAAAAACUCGAGAUUCGGUAAGAUCGUUGAUUCUUUUAAGGCUGUGUUUCUGGUUGCACAAGUUGGUGGAUUUACCCCCCUUCUCUGCUGGGAAGAACACCGCUUUUGGUGGUGUUUCUCAGGCAAUUCAUUCUUGGCUUUAGUUGAAGGAGGAUUAAGAAAUGCAGUGCACCAAAAAUGUGGUACUUUCGCUCUGCUAUUUCCUUUCUCUUUACCUUUUCUAUUUCCUAUGUAAUUCUAAUUCUGAAUUGUGUCUCUGAAACACAAAGAUUUGAUGUGUGCAGACUUGUAAUUUAUUUUAGACGCAGUUAUGUGCUGUGUAUCUAUUCAACUUUGUGUGCUUGUUUUCAGAUGAUAUUCAUUUUCAA